AAAUCACCAGUAGACUGUUUCAAGUUCCCCCAGCAGAAACUCUGCCUGAUUUGUGGCCAAUGCUGGGGAUGUACGAAAAGGGAGGAAAACACUAAGCGGGUAGCUAUGGAGAUAGACCGUUUUCCUGGCCGCUUCCUUUGACAGGUGUUGAGUUGGUUAAAAGUCUUCAAACAGAGUCCACCAUGUACGCCAAAGGGAAAGGAGCUGUCGUUCCAUCCGAUAAUCAAGCCAGAGAGAAAUUAGCUUUAUACGUGUACGAGUACUUGUUGCAUGUUGGGGCCCAGAAAUCAGCACAGACCUUCCUUUCCGAGAUCCGAUGGGAGAAGAACAUUACACUUGGAGAGCCUCCUGGAUUCCUCCAUUCAUGGUGGUGUGUAUUCUGGGAUUUGUACUGUGCCGCUCCAGACCGCCGGGAGACCUGCGAGCACUCCAGCGAGGCCAAGGCCUUCCACGACUAUAGUGCAGCAGCAGCCCCCAGCCCCGUAAUGGGCAACAUGCCCCCCAACGACGGCAUGCCGGGCGGACCCAUGCCCCCUGGUUUCUUUCAGGGGCCUCCCGGCUCGCAGCCAUCACCACACGCACAGCCUCCCCCACACAAUACCAGCAACCCCAUGAUGGGACCACACGGCCAGCCUUUUAUGUCUCCACGGUACCCUGGUGGACCUCGGCCAUCUCUUCGCAUGCCAAAUCAGCCUCCUGUAGGAGUUCCAGGAUCACAACCACUCCUGCCAAACAGUUUGGACCCAAUCAGACCACAAGGACAUCCUAACAUGGGCGGUCCGAUGAGAAUGAAUCCUCCCAGGGGGAUGGGUGGCAUGGGCCCUCAGAACUAUGGUGGUAUGAGGCCUCCUCCCAACUCUCUAGGUGGUCCAGGCAUGCCCGGAAUGAACAUGGGUCCUGGAGGACGUGGCCCGUGGCCAAACCCGAAUGCUAACUCGAUAGCAUACUCCUCCUCAUCUCCAGGCAACUACGUGGGUCCUCCAGGAGGAGGUGGUCCACCAGGAACUCCCAUAAUGCCAAGCCCAGGAGACUCCACAAACUCCAGUGAAAAUAUCUAUACGAUGAUGAACCCUAUUGGACCAGGAGGAAACAGACCCAGUUUCCCCAUGGGUCCCGGUCCAGAUGGCCCAAUGGGCGGCAUGGGUGGCAUGGAACCCCAUCAUAUGAACGGAUCGUUAGGCUCUGGUGACAUGGAUGGGUUGCCAAAGCCUUCUGGGAUGUCCCACGAGCAGAGGACUCGCAUGAAAGUGGCCCAUCCCAGCUUGUGCAAAAUGGCCACCGGCAACAGGAAACAGUCCCAGAGCCACAGGAAGAGCUUGUUGACUGAAUCUCCCUGCCUCCCGGACUUCCUCUCUGGUUCAGGACACUAA
This is a messenger RNA of Sinocyclocheilus grahami, 1370 nucleotides long. Its product is annotated as single-stranded DNA-binding protein 3-like. Gene Ontology annotation, cellular component: nucleus. The transcript has 17 exons. Gene Ontology annotation, biological process: positive regulation of transcription by RNA polymerase II. NCBI's taxonomy places the organism in Eukaryota, Metazoa, Chordata, Actinopteri, Cypriniformes, Cyprinidae. The record is from RefSeq and is a predicted model, not a curated record. The coding region runs from base 183 to 1370 and encodes 395 amino acids. Gene Ontology annotation, molecular function: protein binding; single-stranded DNA binding.